AUGUGCAUUGGGCGCAUGGCUCGCAAAGUGGGCUCGGAGGACGAAGUCCGCCCAGUCGGUCGCGCGGAGGCCGCGCGCGCCCAGGAGGCGCGGGCCGCGCUGGCCGCCGCAGCAGCCGACCGCAACGCUGGCGGAAGGCAUCCUGGCCACGCGGCACAGGGGGGGGCGACCCUGACCACGGCAGGUCCCGCAGGGCAGUGGCUCACGCCCGCCACGAGGCCUUUGAAGUGCUGGGAGUUGUUCUUGCUCUUAGGCGUGGCGCUGCUCGCCUGGGAGAACCAGUCACGUGCGUGGCACGUUGUGUACCUGAAUGACUGCAACUACCGCUUUCCGAGAAAAGGAAAGGGUUCCAAGAACAAGAACAAGGACAAGGACAGCAGGCUGAGGAAACAUUGGGUCCCGAUCGCCGGCGCGGGCGCGCUCCUCGCCGUGGUCGUCGUCAUCGCCGUCACCGUCAAGGGCGCAGCUGGCACUGCGAACGACGGCCGAGGUCUCCAGGGCUCUACCCCCACGACCUCGGACGCGCCAGAGGUCUCGGCGCCGAACUCGCCGCCGUCCCUGCGGUCGCAGGCGCCCGCGCCCGCGGACACGCAGGCAAGCACCACAGAGAAGGCUGUCAGCGUGGUGACCUCCACGACCACAGCGCCCUUCACUGGGGCGGCCCAGCGGAAGCUGUUCCAGUUCGUCGAGAAUCUGGACGACACGGUGGCCGUGAGGACCAGCAAUGGUGGCUACAUCAGCGUAUCCGAUGGCGACAACCUUGGCACCGCCCCUGCGAUCGGCAAGCACGAGUCUUUCAAGCUCAUCGACCACCCUGACGGUACCAUCAGCCUGGAGAGUUGGGCUGGUUCAUUCAUCGCGGCCAAGGGCGAUGAAGUCAAGCUCGCCAAGAAGAAGGGCAAAUUUGAGAAGCUGAAGAAGAUCGAGCAGGAGGACGGCGCCGUCAUGCUCGAGACCGCCGAUGGCGAGCACGUCAGCAGCGAGGCGUUCUCUGACGAGCGGGGCCGCUUCGCCGUCUACGCCCGGGAGGCCGAGGAGGCGGGUGACGCUGAGAAGUUCCACGUUGAGGUCAACUCGGACCACACGGCGUCCCUGAAGAGCCUCCACGGUACACGUGCAGCCGCCCGGCAGGGGAGGAGCUUAGGAGGGACCCUUGCCCGCUUGUGUGCUCCCCUCUCUGUCAGACACUGUCUUGAGUGCCUGCGUUGUGGCUUAGCGUGCAGGGGUGCUUCGCCACCGCCCGGCCAGGACCGCCCUUGCAUCCUCUCUCUUCCCGACCACGGUUGCGAGUCGGUGAAGCGCAUGUUCCCCGCCUGUUGCAUGACAUGCUCUUGCGGCCUGUAA
This is a messenger RNA of Prorocentrum cordatum, 1344 nucleotides long. The record is from the annotation of a GenBank genome assembly. NCBI's taxonomy places the organism in Eukaryota, Dinophyceae, Prorocentrales, Prorocentraceae.